UGGGCGGGCGGUCGCGCCGGAGGUGGCGGAUUCAAGAUGGCGCCGUGCGGACGUGUCCGGAGCCGCUGUCCGGGCCCGGCGCUCCUCCUGCUCCUGGCGCUGGCGGCGCGGCCGGCGGCGGGGGGUCCUCCUCCCGCGGGCCCCGCCGGUGGUGCCAGUCUGGGCUUAGGGGGGCAGCAGGCGGUUGGGCCGGGCGCGGCGGGCCCGCGGGUUCCCCGCGGCGGCGGCGGUUCGGGCAGCGGGUGGAAGCUGUCGGAGGAGGCGGUGUGCCGGGAGGACGUGGUGCGGCUCUGCUCCAAGCACAGCUGGGCCAACAACCUCGCCGUUCUCGAGUGCCUGCAGGACGUCCGCGAGCCAGAUAAUGAAAUCUCUUCAGACUGCAAUCAUCUCUUGUGGAACUACAAACUGAACCUGACUACAGAUCCGAAGUUUGAAUCCGUGGCCAGAGAAGUCUGCAAGUCCACUAUUGCAGAGAUCAAGGAGUGUGCAGAUGAACCAGUUGGUAAAGGCUUCUUGGUGUCAUGUUUGGUGGAUCACAGAGGCAACAUCACUGAAUACCAGUGCCAUCAGUACAUCACUAAAAUGACAGCCAUUAUCUUCAGUGAUUAUCGGUUGAUCUGUGGCUUCAUGGAUGACUGCAAGGCUGACAUCAAUCUCCUGAAAUGUGGCAGCAUUCGACCUGGAGAAAAGGAUGCCCACUCGCAAGGAGAGGUGGUGGCAUGCCUGGAAAAAGGCCUGGUAAAAGAGGCAGAGGAGACUGAUCCUCGAAUUCAGGUUUCCGAUCAGUGUAAGAAGGCAAUUCUUCGUGUAGCUGAGCUCUCUUCAGAUGACUUCCACUUGGACCGGCAUCUCUACUUUGCAUGCCGAGAUGAUAGAGAACGAUUUUGUGAAAAUACUCAGGCUGGGGAAGGCCGAGUCUACAAGUGCCUCUUUAAUCACAAGUUUGAAGAAUCGAUGAGUGAAAAGUGUCGUGAUGCGCUGACAACCCGCCAGAAGCUGAUUGCCCAAGACUACAAAGUCAGCUACUCGCUGGCGAAGUCCUGUAAAAGUGAUCUGAAGAAGUACCGCUGUAACGUGGAGAACCUCCCCCGGUCUCGGGAAGCCAGGCUUUCCUAUCUGCUGAUGUGCUUGGAAUCCGCUGUGCACAGAGGUCGACAAGUGAGCAGCGAGUGCCAGGGUGAAAUGUUGGAUUACCGGCGCAUGCUCAUGGAAGACUUCUCGCUGAGCCCAGAAAUCAUCCUGAGCUGCCGAGGGGAGAUCGAGCACCACUGCUCGGGCCUGCAUCGCAAAGGUCGCACCCUGCACUGCCUCAUGAAAGUAGUACGGGGCGAAAAGGGGAACGUCGGGCUUAAUUGUCAGCAGGCGCUUCAAACGCUGAUUCAAGAAACUGACCCUGGUGCAGAUUAUCGCAUUGACCGAGCGCUGAACGAGGCCUGUGAGUCGGUGAUACAGACUGCCUGCAAGCAUAUACGCUCUGGAGACCCAAUGAUUCUGUCUUGCCUGAUGGAGCACUUGUAUACUGAGAAGAUGGUAGAGGACUGUGAGCAUAGGCUCCUGGAGCUCCAGUAUUUUAUAUCUCGUGAUUGGAAAUUGGAUACAGUCCUUUACCGCAAGUGUCAGGGAGAUGCCUCCCGUCUCUGCCAUACCCAUGGCUGGAAUGAGACUAGUGAGCUGAUGCCUCCAGGGGCUGUUUUCUCCUGCUUGUACAGGCAUGCGUACCGCACAGAGGAGCAAGGCAGGAGGCUAUCACGAGAGUGCAGAGCAGAGGUCCAGAGAAUUCUCCACCAGCGCGCCAUGGAUGUGAAGCUGGACCCAGCCCUCCAGGACAAGUGCAUGAUCGACUUGGGGAAGUGGUGCAGUGAAAAAACAGAGACGGGGCAGGAGCUGGAAUGCCUUCAGGACCAUCUUGAUGACUUGGCCUCUGAUUGCAGAGACAUAGUGGGAAACCUCACUGAGCUGGAGUCUGAGGACAUUCAAAUCGAAGCCUUGCUGAUGAGAGCAUGUGAGCCCAUUAUCCAGACAUUCUGUCAUGAGGUUGCAGACAACCAGAUUGAUUCUGGGGAUCUAAUGGAGUGUCUAAUACAGAACAAACACCAGAAGGAAAUGAAUGAAAAAUGUGCAAUCGGAGUUACUCAUUUCCAGCUGGUUCAAAUGAAAGAUUUUAGGUUCUCAUACAAGUUUAAAAUGGCUUGCAAGGAGGACGUGCUGAAACUUUGCCCCAACAUUAAAAAAAAGGUGGAUGUAGUGAUCUGUCUGAGCACAACUGUGCGCAAUGAUACUUUGCAGGACGCCAAGGAGCACAGGGUGUCUCUGAAGUGCCGCAAGCAGCUGCGUGUUGAGGAGCUAGAGAUGACUGAGGACAUCAGACUCGAACCAGAACUGUAUGAGGCUUGUAAAAGUGACAUAAAGAAUUACUGCCAAAACGUGCCCUAUGGCAAUGCUCAGAUUAUUGAAUGCCUAAAAGAAAUCAAAAAGCAGUUGAGUACCCGGUGCCACCAGAAGGUGUUUAAACUGCAAGAGACAGAGAUGAUGGAUCCAGAAUUGGACUACACACUCAUGAGAGUCUGCAAGCAGAUGAUCAAGCGGUUUUGUCCAGAAGCAGACUCAAAAAAUAUGUUGCAGUGUUUGAAACAAAACAAGAACAGUGAAGUGAUGGAUCCUAAAUGCAAGCAAAUGAUUACCAAGCGCCAGAUUACCCAGAACACAGAUUACCGCUUAAAUCCAGUGCUCAGGAAGGCCUGCAAAGCAGACAUACCGAAAUUCUGCCAAAAUAUCCUGAAUAGAGCCAAGGAUGAUACAGAGUUGGAAGGACAAGUCAUCUCAUGCCUGAAGUUGAAAUACGCAGACCAGCGUCUCUCUUCAGACUGCGAGGACCAAAUUCGAGUGAUAAUCCAGGAAUCGGCUCUUGAUUAUCGGCUGGAUCCCCAACUUCAGAUGCACUGUUCUGAAGAGAUUUCCAACUUGUGUGCAGAAGAAGCAGCAGCUCAGGAGCAGACUGGGCAGGUGGAAGAAUGUCUGAAAGUAAAUCUGCUGAAAAUAAAAACUGAAAUGUGCAAGAAGGAAGUGCUCAACAUGCUGAAGGAAAGCAAAGCAGAUAUAUUUGUUGACCCAGUGCUUCACACAGCCUGUGCCCUGGACAUCAAACACCACUGUGCUGCCAUUCCACCGGGGAGAGGACGCCAAAUGUCAUGCUUAAUGGAAGCUCUGGAAGAUAAGCGUGUGAGGUUGCAGCCUGAAUGCAAGAAACGCCUUAAUGAUCGUAUUGAAAUGUGGAGCUAUGCUGCAAAGGUUGCCCCAGCAGAAGGCUUUUCUGACCUUGCCAUGCAAGUUAUGACCUCUCCAUCCAAGAAUUACAUACUGUCUGUGAUCACGGUCGGCAUCUGUGUACUCUUCCUCAUCGGCCUGAUGUGUGGACGCAUCACCAAGCGGGUGACAAGAGAGCUCAAGGACAGGUAGAGCCUGGAUUGCCUGCUGAAGAAAUGCCUGCCCAGUGCCCAGUUUUGUACAGCCCUCCUCUGUAUAGUCUACCCACCCCCUCUUGUGAGAGGAGAAUAAAAAGAAAAAAAAAAAAAAAAAUUAGAACAGCAGCAGGUGUUGGCUCAGUUUUCCCAUCCUGGAUCUCAUCCACAGCAUCUUCAUCCUAUGAAAGUUUGUGUGCAACAUUGGCAGCCCAGCCAGCAGCUUUUGUUACCCCUUUGUUAGCAGACUCUCGUUUACCUGCCUGUAGACAAGUCUCUAUUGUACUGUUGGAACUGCCUUCACUCUCAAAUCAGACUGAUAUGACCUGCAGCUCAAGCAGUUUUUAAGUAAAUUUUUAAAGAAAGACAUAUAUCUGCAUACCGACUACAUGAUUUAGGUAAUGGUUCAUACUGAAAUCUUGUCAUCCUCUGUGGCUGGGUGAAAUUGAGGCAGGAAAUUGAAGGGUAAAUUUCAUCUUACACCACAGUUGGCCUUGUUUUGGACAUCUUGCUGAUCUUAUGUAAAGCAUCUUCAGAGCAUAGUCUUGGACAACCUAAAAAUACCAGUCACUGGUGUCAUCUUCUAGUGAAUAUCCUGCUUUUGUUGCUGUGGAUUUAUUUUGGCUGAAAAGAUGUCCUCCCUUUCUUCCUCUGCCACUCGCGAGAUAGAAUAAAAUACUGUCCAGGAUCAAAUACUCAUGUGAGCUGUACAACUUGUAUUUCAGUAGAUUGAAGACACGGUGUAGACGUGAGGCACGUGGAGCCUGUCAGUAGUGCACAGCACUGCUGUCGGGCCACUAAGUGCCGUAAUCAGUUACUUGGUCAACUUUUUCAUUAGGGAUGAUGCAGUAUAAUUCUAACACUCCUUUUAUUUUUCCUUGCUGCUGCUAAGCUAUUACUCUUCCGAAUUAACUAUCUGCAGAUGAUAUGGACACACUGGCAAUACGUUGCUUUGUCAGUGAUGCAGAAAGCGACUGAACACUCAAUGCUUUGUCUGUACAAUGGUUACCUGUGGGCUAGUGCAGUGGUUUGUAACUGGUCCAUCUGGGUCUUAAUGAUUUGAAUAGUAGCGCUGAAGAGUGUUUUUAAUUUCCACAAGUACAACUGAUACAGAUAGCAACUGGUGUUGGCUGGGAUGUAGGACACAGUUGCUGGACCUGAAGGCCAAGCAGGAGUGGAUGGAAGGAUUAUAGUAUUGUGUGAAAGGCAGAAACAUUUGGAUCUUUGAGGCAAGUAGCUUUCACAUUAUUACCAUCAGUGUGUGCACUUAAACUAUAUAUAAUUACAAUUCCAGAACCUUCUACUUAUACCAGAAAGCCUGAAGAAGUUGUUUUUAGAAAAGCUGCACCAGCAGUUGUGGCCUCUUCUUACCUGAAACAUGAGGAGAGGUCGAGUGUGCUGGUGAAAUCCAGAAGUGACUGCACGAGAGUCCACGUGUACAGUAGAAUAUAUUUUAUUAUUUUUCUAGAUGUGCUCAUCUGCAUUUGCUGCAGUAAAAAUCAUGUGCCUGAAAGUGUCCAACUUGAUGCUUGAACCAUAACUUUGUUUUCUCACUCAGUGUGCUGCUAGGUAAGACCUGACACUUCCAGUUCUCUGCGUUGUUCUCUAGAACAAUAGAGGUGGUUUUGAGAUACUUUGGAGUGUGGACCAGCUGAUUCUGAUGCUGCUGCUUGUACAGAAUGGCAUAUACAAAAUACUGUGAGCUUUUGCUGCAGCUGAAGCUUUGUGCAAACAUAGCUUCAUCCCACUCUGAGGAUGGACAGCAAACUAUUAUACAGUUUUAGACUUACUACACUAGUGAGUCUUUCACAGACACUUCUGGUUUUAUAUCAAAGUAUUAUGAACACAAGGCAAGCAGUAGAGAACAUCUGAGCAAUGAAGGUUCAGUGGGGAAUUAGUGCAUGGCAGGAUUCCAGUUAAGUGAUUAGUUAGAACAGAAAUUAAGCCUAAAUUCUUUUCUCACCCCUCUUCCCUGGUGCUAAUGGAGCUUAACUGGCCCUCUGUCAAUGUGAAGUAGAAAGAAGAGGAGGAGUUGAUCGUGUCUCUUGAGGUAGCACAGGUCUAUAACGCCACAAAUGUUAAUUUGGCAAUUAGAAGUGUGUGUUGUUUCACUUGAUAGGGUGCUGAAAUUACUGCGGUGUGUUCGCAGAGCGGCCGGCGAGAGAAGCUCGGUCUUUGUGCAGCCUCGCUUGUUUGGCACAAGUCCUGCUUCUCAAAAUGUCUAUCAGGCGUAAUUAAAUUGCUAUUAGAAGGCUUUUUUAAACUGUUGUGACUUUUUCAAAAGGCGUUUUGUAGCCUGAUUAGCUUGAAAAGCCUAAUUAGAUGGUUUAUUGUCUAGAACUAGCAUCUUCCACUAAAUUCCAAAAGAUACUGCAGUGAAUAUUGUAGGUUUGUAGCCAUAGUCCUGAAUGUAAACCCUGUUGAGCGCUGGAGAUGACUUUCUUUGCUGUCAGAUAUAAGACUUUCUGGUUUCUUUGCUUUUGAAUUUGGAGGAGGUUAAGAUAAGGGUGCCUGGAGCGCUGCGUUAGGAGUCUGGUCUGUGGUGUUUCUGACUGUCGGCACGCUCACCUGAGAAUUCCAUUUCAGUGCACACAUGCUCUGGGAUGGUGUUACAGGUGUGUGUCUGGAAGCUGUCUGAAGCAAAAACAGGGUACUAAAUUCAUUUCUGCAUGAUUCCCUUGGAUGUUGUCACUGUAAUGGUACAAACCCACCUGUUAAAGGUAUUACACUGGCAAAGAGUUCAGGAUGUUUUAUAGUUGAGUGUGACGUUCUCAAUUUAAAAUGAGGCCUCCUGCCACUGCUAAUGGCCAAAUUUGCCUUUUUCUUGAUUAGAAAUCUGCCAGUCCCGGUCUUGAGACAUCCUCCUCCUUUUCACAAAUACUUAGUGCAGAAAAAGCGCAGAAAGCCCACACAAGUACUUGUCCAAAAAUAACCUGCUUAUGCUGUUGCAAACGCAACCCCUGGCCUGCAGGUAACCAUUUUCCAUUGCAAGGAAAGGAAGAAAUGGUUGUAAGAAACACUGCUGCUGCUUUGGACUCCAGGAAACCUUUUUAACUACUUUCAUCUAAUCGAGAGUACUAGGAAUAGGUGCCAUCAGCCAAGAGACGCGUGUUGGUGUGGUAAAACCUGGGGUACUCCUUCCUCUUUGUGACCCUUCCCUCUUGCUGGAGAAGGCUGCCUUCCACAGAAGGCAAUUUGGGAGGUGUUUGGGGUUUGUUUUUUCCCUCCUUGUCAUCACAAAACGUUCUCUUGAGGAGCAUAUUCUUGGCACAGUGAUCCUGCUGCUGUAAGGGUUAACGAGUUGUUUCCUAAACGAUGGUACGUGUUUAGAUGAUAUGGGUAAGGGGGACUGUGUAUGACAUGCACCUCGUGACUUCACUCCUGCUAGUCUGUUAGUGUUCAUUCUUGUGGACCUUAAUAAGCUUAUUUAUUGUUUACCUAGUGGGUCUAAUCAAGUCCUUUUGCUGAGUUUCAGCUUGGGAUUCUCCUGCCUCGUCUCUGCCAUUAAGGUUGCUGGAGUAACUCAUCUGGGUAGGAACAAAAUUCCUGGCACUUCAGGUACUGUCCAGCGAGCUGAGUACCCAUGUGUCUGUGUCACUGCAAAGGGCUGGAAAAGCCCUGGUGAAGUUCAGAUAAUUCUGUAACAAAAUCGAAGCAUUUCAUCCAUAAUCAGUUAAAAAUUUGUGCUGGAAAGAAUCCGCAGUGAGCAUAUUGUGUGAAAAAUAAUGGAGAGGGGUGAAUGUCUAUAAGAACAGAAAACUGUGGGUGGGCACAGAGGGAAGAAAUGUGAUAAGCCAGAGAGGGAUCACCCGGAUCCUGUAAUGUUGUGGAGGAAUUGUGUUCAAGUUGGAUGGUGACUUCUGUUAAAACACAACUUUUAUUAUUUAGUUGGAAGAAGAUUGUAGUACUUUUUACGUUAUCAGUUUUGCUUAAAAAAGGUAGUUUUGAGUUGUGUGUGUGUGCAUGAGUGUGGUAUGAAACCGGAACAUUUCACCCAGCACUUCUGUCCCUUCUUGAGAUACAGCUCUGUGGACUCAAACAGCUGCAGUGUCGGUUUGUAUUAAAGUACAUCCUUAAUUAUGGGGUUCAGAACCUUCAAGGCAGCUCCCAGGUACUGAUUUUGCGCCUUCUCCCUGCUCGGAGGCCAAACCAGUGGAAGCCAACUCGCUUCCACCGCUGCGUCGUGAUUAGAGGGGACCCAAAUUACCCGUGUACAUGAGAGAAUUCAAGUGGUGCAGCUGUUUGGCCGGUACUGGUGGAAUUUUGCACCAUUAUCGACUUGUGAAAUGCUGCCUGUGUGGGACAGGGAGGAGCAGUCACAUAUUGCCGCUCACUGGCCAAAGGCAGAUUGCCGUUUUCUCCUCCACAACACCCGAGUUUCAUUCCAUAGUUGACCAAAAGCAAGAGAUCCCUUCCUGGGUGGAUUGCUGCACCCCGAAACCCCACUGACCCUGAUAUUUACUGAGUAGCUGUUGUGUAGCUCUGACCUUGGAAGUGCUGAGCUGGGAGAGGUGGGACUGUCACCCACAGACACUUGUGCCACGUGGGGUGAUCAGAGGCUGUGACUGAUGUUGGUGUUGGGCUGGGAAACGUAGCAGGGAACCCAGAGCUGGGAUUUUGGGGGGCGGUUCCCCAGCACACCCGCCAUUCCCCAGGAUGGCACUGCAGCCCCCCAGUGUACAAACAUCCAGCGGGUUCCUGUUGUACAGCAGAAGCUGUUUGAACUUAGUCUCUUUUUUUUAAUUAUUAUUAUUAUUAUUAUUAUUUUAAAAUGUGACAUUAAGGAGACUUUUUUUUUUGUAAAUUGUUUUCCCUUUCUGUGUAUAAAUCCUGGCCGCUCCUCGUUUUGGUUCGUUUGGUUUGGUUUUUUUUUACAUGUCCAUGCUGUGUAAUUUUGAGAUGUUACUGAGAUUCUGAACAUAAUGUGCAUUUUUUUUCUUUCUGUACAGAUGAAAUGGGAGAAUUUAAUAAAAAGAGUCUGCAGGUUUUUA
Columba livia (rock pigeon) is the source of this 8449-nucleotide messenger RNA. RefSeq names its product golgi glycoprotein 1 (gene GLG1). Gene Ontology annotation, molecular function: fibroblast growth factor binding. Gene Ontology annotation, cellular component: Golgi membrane. Lineage: Eukaryota; Metazoa; Chordata; Aves; Columbiformes; Columbidae. The record is from RefSeq and is a predicted model, not a curated record. Bases 37 to 3456 code for a protein of 1139 amino acids. The transcript is spliced from 26 exons.